GGGUACUUGGCGGAGGAUCUCGUUCCCCGAUCCCGUGACACCUGAGCACAUAUUAUUUUUCCGCUGAAUUCCUCCCCGGCACGCAUCAUGAAAUUUGUAUAAAGGUGAGGCGUACACAAAAGAAGCUGUGUGCGCACCCGAUUGGCUGUGUCCGAGCGUCUGAGUUUCCCCUUACCUGUGUGAUCGCGCCUACCUGGGUUCGUGCCUGUCGUCCCGCCAUCUUGCUUCCUCUUCCUCCCCUGGCGCCACGCACUAAGUCCGCCUCCAGUCAACCUGCCCCGCGCCUCCUUCCUUAGCAUGGACGGUUUGUCUGGAGACAUAACGACUGGAACGAAGAGAGGUUCAGACGAGCUACUUUCUCCCCAGUCUCACCCUGAGUUGAAUGGUAUGGACGGAAACCCUGGUCUCCCUGUAAACCCCAAUGCCUCCGUGGGAACUGGACCCAAUGGAAAUCAUGACUACGAAUACGAUGCACAAGGGGAAAAUGGUGCAAAAAAGGUGAAGCUGGAUAACAAGAGCAGCGGCCAGAACGCCCCCUCGAAGGUUAUCCACGUCAGGAACGUUGCGCCUGACGCCACCGAGGCAGACAUCAUCCAGUUGGGAGUGCCGUUCGGCCGAGUCACAAACAUUCUCCUUCUGAAGGGGAAAAACCAGGCCUUCCUUGAAAUGGCAGAUGAAGACAAGGCUGCUGCCAUGGUGAACUACUUUACCUACACGCCCACCCUGGUGCGCGGUCGGCCCGUCUACAUCCAGUUCUCCAACCACAGGGAACUGAAGACAGAUAACGCACCAGCUCAACAGACGGCAGCUGCCCAGGCCGCUCUCCAGGCUGCCCAGUCCUUCAUCCCCGGCGGUGUGGGGGUGGGGGGCCUGACCGUGGGCGUCGGAGGGAUGGCGGGAAUGGGCGCCACGGCUCUGAUUGGUGCAGCCUCGCCCAAUCCCGUCACUACGCAGGGCCAGCCCAACUCCGUUCUGAGGGUGAUCGUGGAGAACCUGAUCUAUCCCGUCACCUUGGACGUCCUUCACCAGAUUUUCUCCAAGUUUGGUGCCGUGCUGAGGAUUGUUACUUUCACUAAGAGUGGCACAUUCCAAGCUCUCAUCCAGUUUGCAGAUGCAGCGUCCGCAGCACAGGCCAAAACGUCGUUGGAUGGACAGAACAUCUACAAUGCUUGCUGCACACUGAGGAUCGACUACUCCAAGCUGGAGACCCUGAAUGUGAAGUACAACAACGACAAGAGCCGAGACUACACCAGGCCAGAACUGCCUGCAGGUGACGGGCAGCCUUCUCUGGAGCAGGCCAUGGGCCUAGACCGCUGGGGACACAACUUGCACCCAUAUCAAGUUGGCAGCCCGGGCAUCAUGCCUACACCGUUUACACCAUCGUCAAUUUCAUCCUCGGUGGCAGCGGCGGCCGGCGUGGCGGGAUUCGCACCCUCGCAACUUUACGGUAGUGUCCUUACAGUUCCAGGUGGGCUGACCGGCAGCAUUCCUCUGGCGGGAACCAUCCCCAACCUGUCGGCAGCCUCCGCCGCCGCGCGAUUGGCCGGACUCCAGCAGGCGGGGUCGGUCCUGCUCGUCAGCAACCUGAACACAGAGAUGGUUACACCCGACGCUCUCUUUACUCUAUUUGGCGUCUAUGGGGAUGUGCAUCGCGUAAAAAUCUUGUUUGCCAAGAAAGACAAUGCACUGAUACAGAUGGCUGAACCUCACCAAGCCAACACAGCUAUGCAACACCUGAACAACCUGCGAGUGUGGGGCAAGAACAUCCGGGUCACACUGUCCAAACACAACCAGGUGCAGCUGCCCAAGGAGGGACAACCGGAUGCUGGCCUGACAAAAGACUUCACAGCAUCCCCACUGCACCGAUUCAAGAAACCAGGAUCCAAGAACUUCCUGAACAUCUACCCUCCCUCUGACACUCUUCAUCUGUCCAACAUUCCAGCGAGCACCACGGAAGAAGAAUUGAUAGAUCUCUUCACAACCACAGGGGGUGCUGUCCAAGCCUUCAAGUUCUUUGCGAAGGACAGAAAGAUGGCCCUGCUCAAGAUGAGCUCAACGGAGGAGGCAGUGCAUGCUCUGAUCAAAAUGCACAACUACCAGCUGAGUGGCUCCAAUCACUUGAAGGUUUCCUUCUCCAAGGGACAGAUCAGCUAGUUGCCAUGGCAACACACCUGCUCUCCCGACAACCAAAGGACCAAUGCUGCAGUCUUUCAGAGUUGAAUAAUUCCUGUACAAGUAAUGGUAAAUUUUCCAGAGGAUGGCAUUUCUAUUGGUCUUGUUUGGCAUGGAACUACCAUGUUCAAGAAAUAAUUUCAUAGGGCUCAAUACUAUAGAAGAGGGGUGAUAGGAAGAGAAGAUUUGUACUUUUUCGUUGUUUUGGAAGAUUUACUAGUUCUUUGUACAUUGCUCUGGAAGACUUCAUGAUAUUUCUGUGUAUAGAAUGAGGCGGCCAGAGUGCUUGUAGCCGCUUGAAGACUAGAGGACCCACUUAGCAUGUUGAAUCAAUCGUAUACAAUAUAAAACAUGUAUUUUCUUAUACAUGGAUGUAUUAAUUCAUUUUAUGAGCACUUGUAUUGAGGUGUGCCUUUCCAUUAUUAAUCGGACAUGUUUGUUGUGUAUUUCUAUUAAUUACAUGUAAGGUAAUACGUGUCUGUCCCAGAGCCUUGUAAAAUUGGACUUUGUUAACCUGUGAUGUUAUCUUCGGGAAUAGAAAGACAGAUUUUUUGUUAGACUUGGUCGUUUUUGUUGUUGGCAGGAGUGCCUGGGAGAGUUCAGAUUUCUGGUACAAUAAGAAAAUAUACAUCAGAGACAUUUUUAAAUGAUUCCCCCAAUAUGACUUAUUCAAGAGCAAUAGAUACUAUUAUGUUUUAUUGUGAUGUAUGUCUGGCAAAGUGAUGAUUUUGAUAGUUGCACAGGUCUUUGUCCAAUUUCACCAGAGUUCUGGGACAAGCGUAGUGUGUGCUUCUUUAGCUUGUAUAUCCACACAAUCUUUAUACCAUGUGUUCACAUAGCCUUGUGUGUGGAUUGGACCUGAUUGUCUCUUGACAACCUAUGAAACUUGUACCCUUGUAAUGGCCUUGUUAUUCCAACUGUACUGUCCCCAAAAUUGUAUCCACUUUGUUCAUUGGAUUAUAUAUAUGUGUGUGUGUGUGUUUGUGUUUGUGUGUGAGAGACCUAAAUGCUUUAGGUUUUUGAUAAAAAAUACCAAAAUCAGAGCUACUUUUGUAACCGGAUAGUUUGUACAUCUUACAGGGAGGGAGGAAAAAUGUCGCAAAAAUCGCGGCCCUUACGUGAGGUAAUUUGGCAAGAGCGAUGACAUCAAUAUCAAAAUGUGAAAAUCGUAACCUUUAAGUGCCUUAUUUGGUUAAACAAAACAAAUCCAGGGUAUAUCAUACUUAGCGAUGGUGCUCCCCGUAUACUCUACUGUAUUCUUAGUCUCUGGCAUAUUUAUCCUAUAGCAGACUGUCAAACUUUAUACAUACAGGUGUAGUCGGUUCUAUAUGAUAGCCUGGACCUCGGCAAGCUCUAGGAUAUAGUAUGAAGCAUCUUAUGGUUUUCUUUGGCGUUUGUAGUGCUGGUCUUUUAGACAGACAGCAAGAGAAUGCAAGUUAAGGACAGGAGAGUGUGAUACUAUAAAAUACCUUGCCUAUGAGGACACUGUGACUAAACAUUCUCCCUUGUAGUUGAGGUAUAUGUAGGCAUCCUUCAUCAAACCAAAAGGGAAAACAAUUACCCUGAUGUGAUACAAGGGAUGCAGUUGUUUGUCCCUCUUUUGAAAGGCAUUCUGCUGUGCUGUAAAUAUUAGUACAAAGAGGUUGAUUUUUAAAGAAUGGGGAUAGAUACAAGUUUUCAAACCUCACAGGCUACUGGAUGAUACGAAGAAAAAAUGCAGCUUCACAUCUUUAUAAACAGAUGGCAUUUGUAUAUUUAUUUUAUUACCCAUACUAAAACAAAUAUACAGAGGCAGCAUAUACAUGUAUAUGUGUGAAAGCCGGAGACAUACCUACAAACUACAAACGUACAUAUUACUCCAUAUCAUCGUCAUUUAGUUGAUGUAAUACUUGAUUUUUUUUAUCUUUAGGCUGCAAGAUGUACCCAGUAGUAGCAGAGGUGUAAAAGAACAUAUUUGAUGUUGUAAGUGGAUGAAGAUAUGAAAUAAAACAUAUCUUUUUGUAUGAAUCA
Branchiostoma belcheri (Belcher's lancelet) is the source of this 4182-nucleotide messenger RNA. Its product is annotated as polypyrimidine tract-binding protein 1-like. The transcript is spliced from 21 exons. Gene Ontology annotation, biological process: mRNA processing; regulation of RNA splicing. Gene Ontology annotation, cellular component: nucleus. Lineage: Eukaryota; Metazoa; Chordata; Leptocardii; Amphioxiformes; Branchiostomatidae. The record is from RefSeq and is a predicted model, not a curated record. Gene Ontology annotation, molecular function: mRNA binding. Bases 298 to 2154 code for a protein of 618 amino acids.